AUGCAGCGCGGGCGCCGGGCGCCGGAGAUGGCCGCCGGGAGGCCACGGCGGGGCGGCGGCCAAGCGAGCCGGAGGUGGGGCGGAGCAGGACGGUGCGUCGGCGGCCACAGUGGUGGGCGGAACCGGCGCGGCCACGGCGCGGUUCGGCGGUCGGGCGCAGCGGUGGCAGCGAUGGCAGAGCAGACGGCCGCGGAAGGCACGAAGGCGAGCCCGAGGGACCGGGGCGUCGGAGGCAGGUGCGCGCGGCCAUGGCAACAUGCGCGAACGGGGGAGGCCGCGGUGGAGGCGGGGCGCGCGUGCGCAGCCGCGGGGCGCGGUGAGCAUGCCAAGGGGGAAGAAGGGAGCGGCCACGCAGCGGGGCAGCGGCGAUGCGGCGCGUUGAGGGAGAGAGGAGGAGAAGGGGGGGCGCGGCUCACGGAGGGCGUAGGGAUCGUGGCAGCGGUGCGCGAGGUGGAUGACGGGGACGACGGCGGAGAGGAGAAGCAGGCGCCGGCGGGGGAGCGCUCCGGGCGGCGGCGGCGUCCUGGUGCGGGGGCAGCGACCUCCUCCCCCGAUCCUGAUCCAAUCGGGGAGAGAGGGGGCAGAUAUUUUCGUGGGGGGGAGUGGGGUGUUGGUGGGGAAGCGGAGUUGGAGCAUGACAAGUCGGUGACAAAUGUAAAAUCGGGCCAUCGAUCAUAUCACAAGGCAUCCUCCUCCAUAGAGAAGCACAAGUCACCAGCAGUUCCCGAGGACUCGCGCAAGUGGUCUGAAAAGCUGGAAGCACUACGUGCCUACCGCAAGUCGAAGAAUCUCUGCUUCACUUGUGGUGAUCCGUGGGCACGUGGCCACAAAUGUCCUGAUAAAGGUGCCCAUUCAUGUCAUGGAAGAAUUACUGGAGGUGUUGUAGUUAGAUGA
Molecule: messenger RNA, 894 nt
Organism: Aegilops tauschii subsp. strangulata
Lineage: Eukaryota; Viridiplantae; Streptophyta; Magnoliopsida; Poales; Poaceae
Source: RefSeq, a predicted model, not a curated record